This is a messenger RNA of Sinocyclocheilus anshuiensis, 1893 nucleotides long. RefSeq lists its product as uncharacterized. Gene Ontology annotation, molecular function: protein kinase activity; lipid binding; ATP binding. The coding region runs from base 1 to 1410 and encodes 469 amino acids. Gene Ontology annotation, cellular component: extracellular region; membrane. NCBI's taxonomy places the organism in Eukaryota, Metazoa, Chordata, Actinopteri, Cypriniformes, Cyprinidae. Gene Ontology annotation, biological process: lipoprotein metabolic process; lipid transport; protein phosphorylation. The transcript has 9 exons. The record is from RefSeq and is a predicted model, not a curated record.
AUGUUCUUUUGUGUUGCUGAUGUGGUAUGUGUCUCUGUUAAUGGACAACUCAAACAUCCACACAUCGUCCAUCACAAGGAAGUCAUUGCAGGUCCUGACUGUCUGUAUCUUGUACUGGAGCUCUGUGAGGGUGGAGAUCUUGCUCAGAAAAUCAAACUCAAAAUACAGGCAGCCGAUACAUUUUCUGAGAAUGAGAUUCUGGACUGGACUGUGAAGAUCUGCAUGGCAUUAAAGUACCUGCAUGAUCAACAGAUCCUCCAUAAAAACCUGAAGCCCAAGGUACAAAUGUUGGGAUGUGUCAUCUAUGAGCUGUGCAUGCUGAAGUGUGCGUUUAAAGCAAGAAACACAGUUGAGAUUGUUACAAAGAUACUCACCUGCUCCUACGAAGCUCUUCCCAACACCUUUUCUGAGGAUCUUCGUCAGCUUGUGAAAGACACACUUCAGAAGGAUCCAGAGCUCCGGCCAUCUGUCAAUGAGAUCUUAAUGAGGCCUUUUAUCAUUGAACACCUUCAUACAAUGAGCAUACAAACUAUUGAUGAGCUUUAUAAGACGCUAGAUGUAAUGAGAAACCUGGCCGAUGGUUUGGAGACGGUCCACUUCAACACAACCGUCAGUAGUCUCACAGGAGGUGUAGUAGGUCUGGCUGGAGGAAUCACAUCUAUAGUUGGACUUAUUCUCACUCCGUUCACUCUUGGAGCCUCUCUGAUAGUGACAGGUGUGGGAAUCGGCACGGCAGUAGCUGGUGGAAUAACAGCUGGUGCCAGCAACAUAACAAACAUGGUUAACCAGCAAACAAACAGACAAAAGAUUAAAAUGAUCUUAACAGAGUUCCAGGAGAAAAUUACCUCCAUUAUAUGCUGCAUCCAAAGCAUCUCAACAGCAGUGGAAACGCUACAAAAUGAGUUUUCAACAAGCAGUGGGUCACUUUCCAAUGCACGAUCCGGGAUGAGAGCAGGAGCUCGACUUGGACGAGGACUGGGAGGAAUCCCGGAGCUUCUUCGUUUAACUCAAGUCGUAAACGUAGGGAAAAUUGCAGCUCAGGCUGCAAGAGCAGUUCGUGUGGCUGAAGCAGCUACAGGGGUUUUAUCUGCACUUUUCAUAGCUGUUGACGUAUUCUUCGUUUUUCUCGACUCCAGAGAAAUCCACAACAUCCGCAGAGAUUACGUUUUAAAAUCGAGUCGACAAGAAUCCACCAGCAACCAAACCACUGGGUUGAAUGACUGGACACCAAAUAACAACGACACAACAAACCUGCUGCCUUCAAACACUCAACAAGCAGAAGAGCUGAAAUCUGAGACCAUGAAAUUUGUGACAAAAAUAAAAGAGACUUCAGAGGAGCUUCAGACGAUUCUGGAUACGCUACGAGACGCACUGAACCCAAACUCUGAGACCCCAAACACAGAUAACUGAGAAUUUGUUCUUUAAUCACAGAUAAACGUUUUGAUUGUAGUAGUAGCUAGUGUUGUAGUACAAUAGUACAAUGCAAUAAAUGAUGCAUUCACAUGAUGAACAUAACAUGUACCAUUUAUUUCUAGGUCCACUGAUGCACACACAACAGAAACUGAAGCUCUCGCAUAUGCUGCACCUGAGAAUUUGAGUGGCUUAUUUCUAAUUUGGCUUAUUUCUUAUUUCUAAUAACGUAUUUCUAAUGUUAUUUCUUUUGAUACUGUUGUGCUGGAUUUGCCGCCACCUAGCAUACUGCUGGUGUUAGUGUCAUAUUUAAAAGUAUCAUUUAAUUUUUUUCAUCAUAUUUCUAUAUUCAUAAUUGUAUUUAUCAAACAAUUUCAACACAAUUUAUGCAGUUGUUAUUGUACAGGCAAAGAUGAAUUUUGUUGAUCAGUUGAUGAACAGCCUGUUUAAAUGCAGUUUUCAAUAAAUUGCCUACUUUUUGUU